UAGAGCGCAACAGGAAAGAGACCCAUGGCAUUUCACAUCAGUUUAAAAUAUCUAAAACAUACUGAGAAAGCACAAAGGAACAAACAUUUCUCUGACCUCUCACAAUGCAGCUGCCAGGCCUUAUUGGUUUCAUUUCUGUACUGAUUCUGGCUUGUAAUUCAGAUGAUAAAAGCUGGAAAAUAAAUGUCAACAAAAACAUCACUGCACAUCCUGGAUCUAACAUAACCAUACAAUGCAACUUUAGCUAUCCACAAAAAUACAAAACAGACAACGUUACAGUUUACUGGAAAAACUUAAAAGUAAAGGACAUAAGUAACUGCAGUAAAAAUGAAAAGGACAAGAAUGCAUUCGUUUAUCACCCAAAUGAAAUAUGUGUGAUUAACAACUAUAUACAAAAGACCAAACUCAUUGGAGACAAGGACAAAGGCGACUGCUCUCUCCAGAUCACCAAUAUCGUAAUGGGUGAACAAAAACUCUAUGUGAGAAUUCAUGUGAAAGAGCAAAAUUACAGUUACACCAACGACUAUGUCACAAUUUCUCAAAGAGGAAAAGCUGCUGAAUCAGACAAGUUUAAGCCAGUUGGAACAGAUUAUAUGAAUCCUACCUUUUCACCCACUGAAACCACAAUAACAAAUGAAGAGGGCCAUUCCACAGACAUUGCAAAAACAUUGUAUGUGGCCAUCCCUGUAGCUGUUGCCGCAGUGAUCAUUCUUCUUGUUGCUGGAAUUUUUUUUUUCCAAAAACACAAAAGGUCACACAGUGUCACCAGGGAGGACUCUGGAUACUAUGCAAACUUUAGCCGUGCAAUAUCAAACCCACCCAAAAGAGAGGCAUGUGUUAGCACACAAGUUAAGAAGCUGCCUGAAGGGAAAGCCAUCGAUGAUCCUGUUUACAUCAAUGUCAAGGCCCCACCAGGUCACAUGGAUCAAAAUAUGGAUUGUGUGGACAAUAUAUAUGCAAAUAUGGAUUAUAGAAAUUAGGAGAAAAACUGCACAUCAGUAGUGCACCUUAUUUUCUAUACAUGUUCAUGUGUAUGCUUUAAUAUAUGCCUGAGUAUGUUUCAGUCAGGUGUGUUUUUUGGAGUGUUCACAUAUACCCCAAAAAAUCCUGACUCAUCUCUGAGUUCAGUUGAAGGAGGAAAGCGUGAAAAAGCACAACAUUGCAAAACAAUGGUAUUUCCCUAUUUACUAGCAUGUGGUUGCAGACAUUUAGAUAGGUCAGACAAGAAUGUUGCUUCAAAACAUUAAUUUACCUGACGAUGUUACAAUAUAAAAUCAUAUGGUGAGUUCAGUGUAAGCAAUAUGGAACAAAAUGCACAGUCACUUAGUCAAACCCAUUUUUCUGUUUCUUAGCAAGGGUUCCAAUUAUGCUACAAAAGCGAUCUCUUCAAAGGCAAUAUGGAUAACUGAACUAAAUAAAUAACUUAGGCAUAAUACUGACUAAAUGUAUCCUUUAAGACUUGUCUGUUUAGUAUUAGAAAUGUGUCCAUGUUAGACGAUUGCACAUCUUAAAAUUAUCACAAGUCUUCAGUGAUAAUGGGGGAAGUACCAUGCUACUGUCCCCUCACUGAUAAAACAAAUGUUGGCUUUAUAAUUAAUUAUAUUCUUUCCCUAACUUUAGCUGAGUUGGUUUGUUAGGUGAUGUGUUUUCCUACUGUGGUUAUAUUGUGGAAUGGGAGAAUACAAAACUAUUAGGAUUGAAGAUUUUUUAUGCUUCGGGGUUUUAAAGAAAUUUCCAGUUGCAAUGUUCUUUCCUAGUUUGCCUAAUACAGGUAAUGUGAUCUGGUGAGCAUGAAACCGAGCAUCAGUUUUGCAACUUUGCUGCAACAUCUCUUGACUGGAGUUCUGUUUUCUCUGUAAUUUACCCUCAUCAACUAAACGUGUGAAAAUACAGAAGUGAGGGGUGAAACUUUUUUUCUUUUCAAUAUAUUCGUCAACGUGUCUCCUGUGUCAUGCUUGCUGGAACUUAAAAAGUAAAAAAAAAAAAAUAAAUGGAUGCACUGCAAAGAGAAAGAGAAGUGGAUAAAUGUAUAAAUGUUAUUUGAAAUUGAAAUUUAAUUUAGUGAAGCUGUAAAUGCUGCAAUUUCUUUUUGUUUUCUGCUGGAACUUUGAUGGGCAAUAUUUUUUAGAGAAGCAGAAACCCUGGAACUUUGCUUUGCUGAAGGAGCACCAUGAAAACUCUGUUAUGCACGUGCAAUGGCUAUUUAGACAACAUAAAGAAAAUGCAAGCAUGUCAGAGUUUUCAUUAUUUUAGUAUUACUGAAAAUACUGUUAAAUAUUUAUUGACUACACACAUUUAAUUGCAUCGAUGUGCAGACUGUGACUUCUGAUUGUUCUUGGGUUCAGAACAAAUUUACUUCAAAAACACCUGUCCUUGUAUCCACCUGUGUCCUUGU
Archocentrus centrarchus (flier cichlid) is the source of this 2395-nucleotide messenger RNA. RefSeq lists its product as uncharacterized. Gene Ontology annotation, molecular function: sialic acid binding. The transcript has 9 exons. The coding region runs from base 105 to 980 and encodes 291 amino acids. NCBI's taxonomy places the organism in Eukaryota, Metazoa, Chordata, Actinopteri, Cichliformes, Cichlidae. Gene Ontology annotation, cellular component: plasma membrane. Gene Ontology annotation, biological process: cell adhesion. The record is from RefSeq and is a predicted model, not a curated record.